Babjeviella inositovora NRRL Y-12698 is the source of this 333-nucleotide messenger RNA. RefSeq lists its product as uncharacterized. The record is from RefSeq and is a predicted model, not a curated record. NCBI's taxonomy places the organism in Eukaryota, Fungi, Ascomycota, Pichiomycetes, Serinales. The transcript has a single exon. Bases 1 to 333 code for a protein of 110 amino acids.
AUGGAGAAGCUCCACUCGCAGAUCAAGGACUUGACAGAGCGCCUAGCCGAACAAGAAGCAGGUACCGAGACGAAGUUACAGCAAUUGGCACAGGACUUGUACAUCCAAUACUCACAGAAACACGAACAGAAGGUGUCUAUUCUCAAAAAGGGCUACGAGACGAAGUGGAACGGAAAAUUGAACAAUUUGGAGUUUGACAACAAGACGUUAAGGCGUGAAAUUGAAAGCCUCAAGAUCCAGAUGGAGAACGAGCGAAAUGAGAAGAACCAGCUUGUCAAACUCUGGGACCAGUUUGUGGAGAUGGAAGGCGAUGAUGACAAGACUGAGGAUUAA